CUCAGGCUCCUUGGAAUAGUCCACUGACCACAAGGGGGGGGUUCUGUGUGUGUACCACGACAACGCUGUACACUGUACCACAGCAGGCAGGGUGCCGGUUAGCCUAUUAUCUCCAUUGUGUCCGGGGGUGGGGUCAAGCUGAGCUGAAACAUCCCAGAGGAAGAGGGACGGAGGGCGAGAGAGACAAGGAGGGAGCAACAGCAUCGGGAAGAGAAGACGUCGAGGGAUGAAAGGAGACACACCAGUGAACAGCACCAUGAGUGUGGGACAAGCAAGGAAGCUGGUGGAGCAGCUGAAGAUCGAAGCCAGCAUGUGCCGGAUCAAGGUGUCCAAGGCGGCGGCAGACCUGAUGGCAUACUGCGAUGCCCACAUCUGCGAGGACCCCCUCAUCACCCCGGUGCCCACUUCAGAGAACCCCUUCAGGGAGAAGAAGUUCUUCUGUGCUCUCCUUUAAGGAGGGGGAGACCAGGAGCACGAGAGUGAGAGAGAACAGCGUGUGAAACUGAUGCCGUUUGGAUCGAACCACACACACACACACACAUACACACGCACAGAGACACACAGCAAUAACAUGAUGUGAGCCGAGUUUCCUCACUGACUACAACGACCCCAGGGCCGAAAGCAAAGCGGCCCAUCCUAGGACAUUACCCAGACGUUUACACUGUUUUUCCCAUGUUGGUGUGUAUGUUACAAGGGACACAGUCCACAAAGAUGUAGCGGCGAAGAGGCACUUCCGUCCAACAACAUCCAAGGGAAAAGUAUAUAUAUUUGACCAAAAAAACACCACUAAAUUGGUGAGAACCACUUACAGAACUGUUCAAAGUCAGAGAGAGCACAAUUAAUUGGUAAAAAUGAAAAUUAAAUCCAUUCACUUAAAAAGAAAUUCAAAAAUUUUAGAAUUUAAAACUUUAAAAAGUAAAUUGAAAGGUUGUCAGAGAGGGAACUUAUUGACAAACUGACAGUAAUUUUCUGCAGUUGCUUGCAACUUAAAUGAUUAUAACAGUCAUUAAAUCAUUUUCAUCUUUUUCAUUAUAAACAAGAACGGUCCUGUAUGUAUUUGGCCUUCAUUUGGUCCAGCUGAUAGAAAAUCUGUUUCUUCUAGUAUCUGGGCUCAAAAAACACAUAUGGCCCAAGGGUAAGGGCACAAAGGACUGCGCUGCUUGAAAGCCAUCAGAGGAGGAUGAUCAGUCCCUCUCACACACACACACACACACACACACACACACACACACACACACACGGAUGUACGCGCAUGAACACUGCAGUAAAAGCACUCGAGCACCGCGGUGAACACGGAUACCUUCAAAGGAUGACGAUUGGCAGCUUUCUUUAUUGCGUGACGUUAUUAAUUUUGGCAGAACUGAUGGAGCCCUUUAAGUCUCUCAGGGAUUCCAGGUUAAAAUAAAAACCCCUCGGUCAGGAUUCGCUUCGCUCUUCAGGCCCCCUUGCAGCGUUCGCAUAACUCACCGCUGCACUUAGCCGGAACAUCUUGAUUGAUACGUGUAUGUGUGUCUUAGCGUUGGUGGAUUCACAGGUCAGAAUAAACACUCCUUUCACUAUCAGUUCAUCUGUGGUUCUUUGAGCCAUUUGUUACUAUAUUCC
Scleropages formosus (Asian bonytongue) is the source of this 1602-nucleotide messenger RNA. It is a transcript of the gene gng3, whose product is annotated as guanine nucleotide binding protein (G protein), gamma 3. The transcript has 3 exons. Gene Ontology annotation, cellular component: heterotrimeric G-protein complex. The record is from RefSeq and is a predicted model, not a curated record. The coding region runs from base 227 to 454 and encodes 75 amino acids. Lineage: Eukaryota; Metazoa; Chordata; Actinopteri; Osteoglossiformes; Osteoglossidae. Gene Ontology annotation, biological process: G protein-coupled receptor signaling pathway. Gene Ontology annotation, molecular function: G-protein beta-subunit binding.